Molecule: messenger RNA, 2482 nt
Organism: Ipomoea nil (Japanese morning glory)
Lineage: Eukaryota; Viridiplantae; Streptophyta; Magnoliopsida; Solanales; Convolvulaceae
Product: factor of DNA methylation 4-like
Exons: 7
Coding region: 327-2345 (672 amino acids)
Biological process (GO): gene silencing by siRNA-directed DNA methylation
Source: RefSeq, a predicted model, not a curated record
AGAAAGAGAGACGGAAAAUGCCAGUUUUCCAAUGCUGGUUUACUGGCUCCUGAAAUGCAUAUUUUCUUCAAUCUCUCUUUCAUUUUCUAAAAUCUCUCUACCUUCCUCCAAAACCCUAACCAAGUUCUUUUUCUCGCCAUUUUUUUCUGUUACAUACUUCCCAUUUUCACCUGACAUUAUCGCACACAACCUUGAUCUUCCGGUUUUGAGUAGUUUCAUCUUUUUUUUUUUUUUUUGUCAAGACGAUCGUUUCAGAAGUUUGGGGGUGUGCCGCUGUGGUGUUUGAAACUUCGAAACCGGGAUUCUACAGAAGCAAAGAGUAGACAAUGUCUCACAGAAGAGAGUUCAAGCGUGACCGUAGUGAUUCAGAAUUGGAAGAGUUGAAAUAUAGAUACUAUAGAUAUUUGAGAGAUGGAGAAGUCAAAAUCAGCAGAUCAGGAAAGUAUUUCCAUUGUCCAUAUUGUCAAGAUAAGAGAGGUAAGGAGUAUGAUAUGCAAGAGCUCCUUAGGCACUCUUAUCGGAUAGGUAAUGAUUCAAAGUCUUCAAGUUUGAGAGACAAGGCUAGACAUCUAGGAUUGCAUAAGUAUUUAGAAAGGAUUAGAGAUGAUAAAAGUGAUGCUAGGAAUACAGAUGGUAAAAGUGAUGCUAGGAAUACAGAUGAUAGAAGUGAUGCUAGGAAUACAGAUGAUAAAAGUGAUGCUAGGAAUACAGAUGAUAAAAGUGAUGCUAGGAACACAGAUGCUAAAGGUAAUGCUACGCAUACAUCACAAAUUUCAUCAGUUAACGAUCCAUCUAUGAAAGGAGCUGAUGAAGAAACUUUUGUUUGGCCUUGGAAAGGAAUUGUUGCUAAUAUUCCAGUAGAAUAUAGGGAUGGAAGGUUUGUUGGUGAAAGUGGUCAAAAACUAAAAAUGGAGUGGGUUGCCAAAGGGUAUAAUCCAAUGAAGAUUCAUCCACUGUGGAGCAAUAGGGGUCAUUCAGGAUAUGCCAUUGUUGAUUUUAAUUGUGAUUUUUCUGGAUUUGAAAAUGCAAUGGCAUUUGCACGGGAGUUUGAACUGGAUAAGCAUGGUAAGCGGGAAUGGUAUUCAAGGAAGAAAGAUGAGAAACUUUAUGCAUGGAUUGCUGGCAAAGAAGACUACGAUUCCAAUAGUAUCAUUGGGAAUUAUCUAAGGAGAAAUGGAGAUUUGAGAACCAUUUCUGAGAUCCAAAAUGAGAACAAAAGGAAAGAUUCCCAACUAUAUUCCAACUUGACCAGUAAACUGGAGUCCAAGGACAAGAUAUGUGAAGAGAUGGAGAAAAAGAUAAGUAGAGCUGAAGUUAAAAUGGGCAAUGUGAUGAAACAAAAAGAGGAGAUGCUUGCAGAGUAUAAUAAAGAGUUGAAGAUGAUGCAGCAGAAGGCAUUGGAACAGCUGGAAACCAUUUUGAGUGAGCAUGAGAGAAGUAAACAACAAUUAGAUGAUCAACGAGAACUGCUGAAACUGCGAGAAGAUGAACUAAAACAGCGUGAAAAACUUAACGUCAAUGAGAAAAGAAAGCUCGACCGUGAGAAAGAAAUGAAUGAGAGGGCAAUUCUGGCACAAAAGAAGUCUGAUGAGACAAUGAUGAAACUGGCUGAUGAACAGAAGAGAGAAAAGGAACAAGCGUUGGAGAAAAUUAUUGCACUGCAAAGAGAACUUGAUCGGAAGCAAGCAUUGGAGUUGGAGAUAGAGAAGUUAAAAGGUUCCGUCGAAGUUAGGAGACACAUGAAUGAGGAAGGAGAUUUGACAGCUAAAACUGAAUUGGCAUCAAUUGAAGAAGAGCUGAAAAAAAAGCAAGAAGAACUUGGUGAUAUGGAAGACUUGAAUAAUGGACUUAUUAUAAAGCAUCGACGUGACAAUGAUCAGGUGCAGGAAGCUCGCAAAGAGAUGAUCAAUGGCUUGAAGGACUCUCGUGCCAACAUUUGUGUCAAGAGAAUGGGAGAACUUGAUGAGAAGCCAUUCAUCCGUGCUGCAAAGCUAAAAUAUACAAAAGAAGAAGCACCAGAAAAAGCUUUAGAGCUGUGUUCCCUGUGGGACGAUCACCUAAGGGAUCCACACUGGUACCCAAUUAAGGUUAUCAAGAAAGGAGGAAAAGAUGUGUGGGUGAUCAAUGAAGAGGAUGAGAAACUGGUGGGUCUGAAGAAUGAGUGUGGUGAAGAAGUGUAUAAUGCUGUGACCACUGCACUGAUGGAGUUGAAUGAGUACAAUUCCAGCGGCAGGUAUCCAGUACCCGAGUUGUGGAAUACUAAGGAGAAAAGAAGAGCGUUAUUGAAGGAAGGAGCUGAUCAAAUACUAAAACAAUUGAAGAGGCUUAAGAGUAGAAAGGGCUAGAACUUACAGAUAAACACUAAUCUCCCUUAGCGUUUUAACUCAAAUUUGUUUAACUGUUUGGUAAAACUUACUCCAUAUUGACUCUUUUCACCAUUAACUUCUUUUUAUUUAUUUUUAAAAGUAUUUGCUUAAAUGGA